Penicillium vulpinum is the source of this 885-nucleotide messenger RNA. Its product is annotated as lipase family protein. Bases 1 to 885 code for a protein of 294 amino acids. The transcript has 4 exons. Gene Ontology annotation, biological process: lipid catabolic process. The record is from RefSeq and is a predicted model, not a curated record. Lineage: Eukaryota; Fungi; Ascomycota; Eurotiomycetes; Eurotiales; Aspergillaceae.
AUGCUUCUUCUUGGUCGACUUUGGGGUACCGCUGCUCUUGUGGCGUUGACAGUUGCUGCUCCUUCUCGUCCUGUUCCUCGAGAUGUGUCGACUGAUUUGCUUGGUCAAUUAACCCUGUUCUCUCAGUGGGCUGGGGCGUCAUACUGCACGAACAAUAACAACUCGACUGGCGAUGCGCUAUCUUGCGCAGAAGGCAACUGUCCCUUAGUGGAGGCUGCUGACACAAUUACUCUAUACGAGUUUGAUGAGUCCUGCAGCUAUGGUGAUGUUGCCGGCUUCCUUGCGGUCGACAAAACAAAUAAGCUACUCGUCGUCUCAUUCCGAGGUAGUCGCACACUGACUACUUGGAUUGCGAACAUCAACUUCGGCUUUACCGAUGCCAGUGGCAUAUGCAGCGAUUGUGAAGUCCACCGCGGGUUCUGGGAGGCCUGGGAGACUGUCGCAGACGAUCUAACAUCUAAGAUCAAGGCCGCACAGACAAAAUACCCGGGUUACACUCUCGUCCUGACAGGCCACAGCUUUGGCGCAGCUCUUGCCACGGUGGGAGGUACUGUACUUCGAAAUGCGGGCUAUGCAUCAAGCGUGUAUUCCUAUGGUCAGCCACGAGUGGGAAAUGAGGCUCUGGCUAAGUAUAUCACGGCGCAGGGAAGUCUCUGGCGAGUCACACAUGCAGCUGAUUUGGUGCCUAAGUUGCCACCUGCAUCAGUUGGCUUUAGCCACCCAAGUCCUGAGUACUGGAUCACCAGUGACAACGAGGCGACGGUAACCUCGUCCGACAUUGAGGUCAUUGAAGGCGUGGGCUCUAAGUCUGGAAAUGCGGGGACGUUGAAACCGGAUACUGAGGCACAUAAUUGGUAUUUGGGACAUAUUGAUGCAUGCCAAUAG